AUGUCCGAGCAGAAGAAGAAGCUCGUGGCCUAUCAUGAGGCCGGUCAUGCGAUCCUGGGCGCUCUGAUGAACGACUACGACGUCGUGGCCAAGAUCAGCAUCGUGCCUCGGGGCCCAGCCGGUGGCGUGACGAUCUUCAUGCCUUCCGAGGAUAGGCUGAACUCCGGCCUGUACUCGAAGGAGUUUCUGGAGAAUCGCAUGUGUGUGGCGCUGGGUGGGCGCUUGGCCGAAGAGAUCAUCAACGGCAAGGACAAUGUGACCACUGGUGCCUCCAACGACUUCCAGCAGUGCACGCAGGUCGCCAAGCAGAUGGUGAUGACCCUUGGCAUGUCGCCGGAAAUUGGCCAGCGCCUCCUGGGAGGCCAGCAGGGUGGCGGUCCCUUCAUGGGCCGUGACUUCAUGGGACAGGGGGCUCCUCCCAUGUCGCAGGCUCUGAGGCAGCAGGUGGACGCCGAGAUCAAGCGCAUCGUGGACGAGCAGUAUCAGCGUGGCAUGAAGCUCCUUCGAGACAACAUGUAUCUCCUGGAUGAGCUUGCCAAUCUUCUCUUGGAGGAGGAGAAGGUCUCCGGCGAGCAGCUGAUGAAACUGAUCAACAAAUCUGCUGCAGAAGGAAAGCUGGUCAUGGGCAACAGCAAGAUGGCCGUGGCCGCCUACACGGGCGAGGUGAUCGAGAACUCCUCGGAGGUGUCUUUGCCGCGAAAGACCCAGUGUGUGCACCCGGACAAGCCCAUGAUGUUCGCCUGUGCCGACUGCCCGCGACGCGGCUUCUGCGGUUCAACUCGUGCUGCGCCCAGGGACGGCAAGGCUGCGCGAAGCGCCGUGGCUCGGCUGGGUCUCGCCACGCCCGAGGCGGAGAGUCGCGAGUCCACCAGCGAGGAAGUGCUGCGCCGAAUCAAGGGCAUGGCAGCCGAGGUGUCCCCUUCCGGUGCAGCUUUGCCUGAGAGCGUGGUGAAGCAUGCUGCCGUGCAGGCCUUGGCCGUUCUCGCCGCCUCGGCCGGGCCCUUGGCCGCCAAGGCAGAUGACGUUCCC
Symbiodinium necroappetens is the source of this 1029-nucleotide messenger RNA. Lineage: Eukaryota; Dinophyceae; Suessiales; Symbiodiniaceae. The record is from the annotation of a GenBank genome assembly.